Planococcus citri (citrus mealybug) is the source of this 2779-nucleotide messenger RNA. RefSeq lists its product as uncharacterized. NCBI's taxonomy places the organism in Eukaryota, Metazoa, Arthropoda, Insecta, Hemiptera, Pseudococcidae. The record is from RefSeq and is a predicted model, not a curated record. The coding region runs from base 361 to 2496 and encodes 711 amino acids. The transcript is spliced from 2 exons.
GAUAAGAUUCGAAAAUACGCCAGAUCCAAUUUAAUGAAUAGGUAAAUAGAUAAAUGUUUGUUGUUACGUGUAUCAAAGUUACACGUAUGUUUUUGUAUGCGUUUGGUGGUUAGAUCGAUGAUGUGCAUAACAACUUGUGUUAUGUGUGAAUUCGAAUUGUGGCAUUUGAAUGAUGAAGCCAGUAGUGUUGACAUGUUAUAUCUACGUAGAAUGUUUAUUUAUUUUAUUUCGAAGUGUUUUUGUAUUCAAAUUUUCGAAGAAGUUUUUUGAUAUGUGAAGAUUGUGAAUAAUCAGCGUAUUUUCGUUCGUGUGUGAUCUCAUACUUUAAAGUCGCGUAUACCCAGAUUCGAUUCCUUCAAGAUGGCCGAUGACAUAGAAGACUACCCGUUCAGUUUCAUGAACCAGCCAUCAUCGCUCCAGCUGCUAGCAUCGUCUGAAAUAGCCUUAACAUUAUGGCAAUUCAAAUAUUCAAAUUCGACUAAUCCCACUCUCAGCUCGUUCUUGCAGAAUAAAAACUUCAGCUGCGAAGAAAUGCUCGUCGUUCCGCCUCGUUUCAAAGUCAAAAUCGACGAAAGAAUCGCCACGAUUCCGGCCGAGCUGAAAAGAUGGAUCGACUUUCACGGGAAGCAGGCUUUCUUCGAUGGUGAUUUUCGAGACGCGUUUUCCAAGAGUUUUAACCUUAUGGCCCUCGAUUCCUGUGGCGGUAUUUGUUUCAAGGCGACGGCGAUAAACAUCCUGAAUUCGAACCUGUUCAACAACAUAGAGAAGUAUAAAUUAGCUUGCGAGUUUUGUAUCGAAGACCACGUCAGAAAAUUAUGGCCUUUUGUAGCGAAUGAUGCGCGAGUCGGUGAAAAUCUCAACAUCGAUAAACACAGUUUGAUUCUUUACUGGAAUCGACGAAUGAAAUCGAGAAAAACCACCCUCAAGGAUACCCUAUCGGUUAAAACGCGAUUGGAAAACACCCGGAAGGCGAGUAAUUGGCCAGCAUUCGAGUAUUUUUGGAACACACACUCGACAGAUCGAGAAAAAUUGCCUGUGGCUGUUGCAUCCGUAAAACGAGCCAAUGAUGAAGCUAUCAAGCAUACGUUACCUUCGUUGAACCGUAUCUUGGCUACGAAAGUGUUCGAAGAUGCAGCCUCUCAAAUUUUACGUCUUUUGGUCCCCAACGAGGAGUAUUUCCAGCACGUGCAUCAAUUUUGGACCGUUGUCGAACAUACAGUCUACGAAAAGGAGCCCAGGUUGUUCCAGGUUUUACACGAGUUGUGGAAAAUGGUAUUCAACCCUAUCGAUAUCAAGCUUGGCUUGAAUAAUACUCGAUGCGAACAAAUCAACGAGUUUUUGAUGGAAAUCUGGUCCAAAGCUACGGAUAACUUGAAGUACGAUGUUUCGAAUCGCCACGUAGGAGAUUUUUUCCACCGAUUGUCGACUUCUUCGGCCGCAUUUCCGAGUUGUUACGGUCAUAAUAUGGAUUUCAUGUUGGAUCUGCUCGACAAAUGGCGUUACUUGAAUAAAGAACAGAUUUGGCAUAAGAAUUGGCGUAAAUUAAUCCUACGAGCCAAGCCUGAGUAUUUGGAGCGAUUCCUCGACGUAUUUUUACCGGACGACGAUGACGUUGAAAAACUCAAAAAGGAAUUGCUGGCUUGUAAACGUAUUUUCGAGUUAUUGAUCAAGCACGGCAUGUAUUCGGAUUUGAAAUAUUAUCUGAAUUUUUGCUCGAAGGAUAAGAGUCAGUUUCAGCAGCAGGGUAAACGACUACUCAGGUUGCACUUUGACCUGAUCAUGUUCCACGAUGACGAGAAAUUCGCCAAAUUCGACGAAUUCGUCGCCGAAAUAUUUUCAAAUGUGAGAAAAGAUAUCGAAGCGUUCAAAUUCGCGUCCAUGUCAUCCCCUAAAAAUCUGGAUCGUUUGCACGAAGCUUUCAAUAAAGAUCGUUCUACGGAUUUCAAGAGAAUAAUUGGUCGAUUUGUAACUUCAGAGCGGAAAUUAAAGUCCAUGAAAGGCAAAUUUUUAAACCAUUGUAGGCUAUACGCGAAUCGUACCCAAUACUUUGGCAACUUUCAAUUUCACGCUGACCAGUGGCAAGAGUUGACUGAAUGGUGUACUGCGAACGAGGAAGAAAUGACAGCCUUUAAGCAGUCUUUGAAUAUCGAUGCGAUUUUUCUAAAACGUCUUGCUGAUGUUCGAUACUUUCGUGUUUGGAAUCUGGAAGAUAGUUUUCGAUUUUUCGAUGGGUUUUCCAAAUGGUAUUUUGCUAGCGAAGCGGAUCGAAUAGAUUUCAAGUUACAGAAGAUAGCUAAUUACGAGCAAAUCGAGCAUAUUCAUGCUAUGCUCAGUAAUCCUUCUUAUCGUAGCACGAUGCAUCGUUUGCUAAUGUGGUUUUUCGAUAACGAUGCGGAGAAGGUGCGCGAAUUUUGUAAAAAAUGUAAGAUUAGUCCGCCAUCGCAACCGGCGAUUCAUAGAUUCAAUCCACAAGUCAUCGCUAAUUUUUUUGAGUGAUUUUAGAUAGGAAUUCGAUGAUUAGAAAAUUAUUUUUCGACAGAAGUAAACUACUCAUAUAUUUAACAUUCAAUGUAUUUUAUUUUUUUUAAUCGGUUGUUUCGAGUAUUUUUAAUGUUUUAUUUUUUGUAGCUGAAAUUAAUGUGAAUCGUCGUUUAUUUAUUAUUAGAUUUUUUCUUUUUGUUUUAAGUUCAUAUUUUGUGAUCUUAUUUUACAAUUUUUAAAAUUCUUUAUUGAGUUGUUUUUUUUCUCGUAUUAAUUAAAUAAUCUACGUUUGGAUUUA